Molecule: messenger RNA, 1858 nt
Organism: Capsaspora owczarzaki ATCC 30864
Lineage: Eukaryota; Filasterea; Ministeriida; Capsasporidae
Exons: 4
Coding region: 72-1655 (527 amino acids)
Biological process (GO): regulation of Rho protein signal transduction; Rho protein signal transduction
Cellular component (GO): plasma membrane
Molecular function (GO): actin binding
Source: RefSeq, a predicted model, not a curated record
UCUCAGAGUUGCUCAGAAUUCAGUCCCCCUUUUUGUUUUUUUUUUCCUUUCCGACAACAACUCUGCGAAGAAUGGCAACCGCUGCGACUGGCCAAUACACUGGGCCUGGGACGUACCGCGUCAGCUACAGCUUUCAUCCACAGACGCAGGGCGAGCUGCAGCUGAGCGUGGGCGACUUUGUCCAGGUCCAGCAGAUGAGCAGCCGCGGAUGGGUCUUUUGCACAGCCAGGAACGGGCGCACUGGAUACGCGCCGCUCAGCUUCCUCUCUCCAGUCGCAGGAGGGUCGGGUAACAUGCCUCCUACUGCUGCUGCUGCUGCUGCUGGUGCUCCUGCUCCUGCUCCUGGUCCUGCUGCGGCCUCCCAGUCCGCCGCUCCUGCAGCCGCGCAAGGCACUUCUGCUUCUUCUUCCUCCUCUUCUGCAGCUUCGUCGUCGUCAUCCCAGGCCUCACCAGGACGUGGCCCAAGGUCGCUGUUGAAUGGCAAUGCAUCGACAGUAGCGGCGUCCCGUGGACUGUCUUCACUUCCCGAUGGCGUCGCAGCGCCGUCUGUGCCCGCGAUCGCGCUCUUCGCAUUCGAAGGACAGGACGUCAACGAACUGUCCAUCCAGACCAACGACCAGCUUCUUGUCACACCCGGCGCACCUGGUGGUUGGUGGCUUGCCUCAAAUAGUGCUGGGCAGUUUGGCUAUCUUCCAGCCAACUAUGUCAAAGUCACUGGCGCUGCGGGCGGCCGAGGAGCUCCACCCUCUACACCAAAAAAUCGACCCUUGUCCCGGCUCUUUGGAAAGGGGCCCAGCUAUGCUCGAUUGAAUGCUGGAGACGAUGAGGCAAGUGCAGCCUUGGUGCCCGCAAGUCCGAAAGAUGCUCCCGCCGCGGCUCAACCAGCCCCAGUGGUCCCUGCCGUCGCUCCGGUUCCGCAAGCCCCAGUCAGUCCAGCGCAGCGAGCGUGCGCCGAAAUCUUGGCCUUUGCUGAGCAAGUCAGGGCGAUGGGCUUCUCACAGUCUAAUAUCGAUCUCGUCGUGCGGCAAAAUGCAUCGAAAUCGGAUUGGUCUCUGAGCGAUUUUAUUGAUGCUGUUCUGGCGGCAGAUUUCGCUGCUCCUGGCCCUGCUGCUGCUACUCCCAGCGCGAGAUCGGCGUCAGCUCCUGUGGUCCGGCCAUCGCCAAGCAACAGCAUUUUGGAUGACGACGCAGCUGUCCACUCGCUUUCGUUGCCGCGCCCUCUUUCGGCCUCGUUUGGCGCCGUGCCCGGACACAAUGCGGGAGGUGCUUCCCCCUUUGCCAACAACUUUACAGCAAGCGCCCAGCUCGACAACCCAUUCACAGUUCCGCUCAAUCCGCACGCCAAUCCGUUCUUGAUGCCUACUUCUGACUCGGCUCGGCCGAACGGCGCGGCAUCACCCCCAGCACCUCCGGAAGCCGAAGCGCCCAACUCGCACCUCAGAGAGCUGAACCAAUUGCGUGAGGAAAUCCAGAAGCUGCGUGAUCAAGAAACGUGCAUUGUGUGUAUGGAUGCCGCCAUUCAGUUUGCCUUUGUGCCGUGUGGUCACUAUGUGUGUUGCGACAUUAACGGCUGCGCGUCUUCGCUGGUCGACAAACCCUGCCCACUUUGCCGUGCGCUUGUCACCAAGAUUCAGCGCAUUUACAAGUCUACUUGAUUGUACUGGGUUUUUGUUGGCUCUGCGCGUCUCUCUUGUGCUGUGUUUGUGUUUCUUGUUCCGUUGACCCCCAUUGAAGAUAACAUUGUUGUUGGCAUGAAUGUUGUUGUUGUUGUUUUUUUUUUUUCUUUUUUGUUAUUUUUACUUUUGGUUGUGUCGCUCUCUCCCCACCCCCUUCCUGAAAAUAGCAUCUUGGUAGACAA